Protopolystoma xenopodis is the source of this 537-nucleotide messenger RNA. The record is from the annotation of a GenBank genome assembly. NCBI's taxonomy places the organism in Eukaryota, Metazoa, Platyhelminthes, Monogenea, Polystomatidea, Polystomatidae.
AUGUUAUAUGAUUUGGAGAGUAGUCGCAUAUUAUCGAAUUGUGGCUACUCACCGUGCUCCAGAAUAGGUGUGCUUCUUAUGGCAGAAACCGAAGAGUUGUCACUUGAGUGGAAAGAAGCCGAGAUGGAAGCAGGUGCAUUCGACGAAUUGGCGGAAGAGGUGGACGAGAAUGCUGACGAAUUGAUGGCUGCCAUUGGAGAGGAAGCGUUGGAACCGGAAGAAAGCGAUGGAAUAGACGAGGCUGGUGAUGGAAUCUCGCCCGAGUUGUCCUCGAGCAAAUCGGAGUCCUGCUUUUUUAACGUCUGCCGGCCCAAUGAGGCCAUGGUUACAGGUAGACUGGGCGCUUUGUUGCCGAGUGAAUGGGUUGCUUGCUGCGUGUCACCAGGUGAUGGUGUCAGGGCGACUCUUUUCAUCUUCAACCCACAGACUGACGGCCAACAGACCUCAUGGCCGGCGUCCCAUGUCACCGGGUCCGAGGGAAGAAUGGUCGUCGCGGACAUCUUCGUCACUGGCAGACGAGGUCGUAGGCCGAGCUGA